Messenger RNA from Seriola dumerili (greater amberjack), 1646 nucleotides. RefSeq names its product neurogenic differentiation factor 2-like. Gene Ontology annotation, molecular function: protein dimerization activity. The coding region runs from base 273 to 1352 and encodes 359 amino acids. Lineage: Eukaryota; Metazoa; Chordata; Actinopteri; Carangiformes; Carangidae. The transcript has 2 exons. The record is from RefSeq and is a predicted model, not a curated record.
GCUCCCUCCACGCGUUUGGGCUGGGGAUAGCAGCAACAGCAGCAGCAGCAGCAGCAGCAGCAGCGGCGGCGGCGGCAGCAGCAGCAGCAGCAGCAGAGACAGAGCAGGGUGGCAGGAGAGGAGAGAGAGGUGUGAGAGCACAACUAACAGAGCCUCGCCUGCACAAGCAUCCGUGCAGGGCGUGUGGAUGUGAUGCCCACCCGGAGAGAGAUGGUGUAAACAAACCCGCUUCGCCCCUUCACUGAGCCCCACCACGGAGGUUGCUUGCCACAAUGUUGAGCCGUCUGUUCAGCGAGGUGCUGCCGGACGUUCAGAGGCUCGCGGCUGAUUGGGUGGAGGACAAUGAGAGCGAGGACUGCAAGGCCAAGGACGAUGAGCACGAGCCCUGUGACCUCGAGGAUGACGAUCUGGACGACGCGCGGGAAGGCAGCAGCCGAGCUGAGUCUGAGUUGGCCGGCGACGACGAUGAGGAUGAUGAGGCCGAGGAGGAAGAGUGUGGAGACGAGAGCAGUGGAGACAAACCCAAGAAGCGCGGCCCAAAGAAACGCAAGAUGACGCCGGCGCGCGCGGAGCGCUCCAAGGUGCGUCGACUGAAGGCGAACGCGCGGGAGCGCACGCGCAUGCACGACUUGAAUUCUGCGCUGGACAAUCUGCGCAAAGUGGUGCCAUGCUACUCCAAAACCCAAAAGCUGUCAAAGAUCGAGACUCUGAGGCUGGCCAAGAAUUAUAUAUUGGCUCUUGGGGAGAUUUUACGCAACGGGAAACGUCCAGAUGUGGUGACCUACGUGCAGAUGUUGUGUAAGGGCCUGUCACAGCCCACGACCAACCUGGUGGCAGGCUGCCUGCAGCUCAACACAAGGAACUUCCUGACUGAACCGUGUUCAGACGGAGCCCGCUUCCACAUGCCCAGCUCUCCUUUCUCCGUCCACCCCUACUCCUACCGCUGUUCCCGCCUCUCCAGUCCGCAUUACCAGCCCGGAACCGGUGCACUCAACUUGCGGGGCCCUGCAUAUGGUUCUGGGUACGAGGCCGGGGGGGUGUACCCGCCGGGGGGGACGUCUCCCGACUACAACAGCCCGGACUAUGAAGGCCAGCACAGCCCACCCGUCUGCCUGAACGGCGGACUGUCUGGGAGACAGCAGGAGUCCUCUGAGACAGACAGGAACUAUCACUACUCUAUGCAUUACUCCGGACUGACCACAUCUCGACCCGGCCACAGCCUACCGUUUGGGCCCUCGGGUGCGCGCAGUGGUGGUUCGCACUCGGAAAACAUUCCACCUUUCCACGACGUGCACUUGCACCACGACAGGGCUCCUCCAUAUGAGGAUCUCAAUGCUUUUUUCCACAACUGAGCCCUUGGACUGGCCCAGUCAGGCUUACUGACCUUAUACUGACAAUCCUAUAACGUGUAAUAUUGUUUGGAAAACAAGAGUCUCUGAAAGGACGAGAGAUGGAAGUGAUGGAAAGAGUCCUCUGAUUACCUUCUGUAUUCUACUGAUGUCAUCCCUAUACUGUUGUACAUCCUAUCACAGUGUGUCCACUAUUAUCCUGUAUGCAGAACGAGUGCAAUUGACAUAAACGAUGUAUAGGCCCACGAGAAACAUGUUAUGACACGAACAACAGAAAUAAAAAAAAAUGUUUUAUAA